CAGGAAUUCAGUUUGUGGCAUCAUGGAAAAUAUAAUACCAACACUUUGGUUACGGAGGCUUGGGGUUCUGUUCGGGUGCUGCCUGGUGGUACUUGCUGAUCUGAGUUUUCCACACAGGAAGACGCAGCAGAUGACACUGCAGCAGACUACAGUCCCAGAGGAGUUGGGCGCUAAAAUCAAUGGCAUGUGGGGAAGCUGGGGACCAUGGUCAGCCUGCUCACGCACAUGUGGAAUUGGAAUAAUGGAACAAAAGAGACCCUGUCUCUCAGCGACUUCCUCUUACUACAGCGAGAGCUCAUAUCCCAGUACAGGACACCAUUUUUCAUCCUUUCACAGGCACUCUCGACCCUACCUGAGCCAUCAAGAGGAAAGUGUCAAGACUAAGAGCUCGAUUGUACCUGGGAGAUAUGGAUAUGGAACGGUGCCUUACAUAUACUCACUACAAACUGACACGGGACAGGUGUCAGUGCGAGCAAGACGGCAGAGGCCCAUGGCAAGGUCCCAGGAGCAUUCACGGCUUCGGAACAGUCACAGUAACAGUCGCAUCCGACCCAACUCUGGUUCCACUCAACAUCCCAAUUUCUAUCAAGAUGACCGCCAGUCUCACGCUAACCAUCAGUCUUCAAUGUACCGGAACUCUCCCCAUCCAGGCAGCAGUGACUCAGCUCAACGAUGGAGCCCUUCGGCUAACUCCUACAGCCAUUCCAGCUCAGCCCAAUCAGCCCAAGCAAACCUCCAUCUGCCUGCUACAAAGACCGUGACCUGCAUGGGUGACCCAAAGCAGCAUCGACUGUGCAACAAGGAUCCGUGCCCCCAGCCUGGAGUUGACAUGCGUCAAGCACAGUGCACCUCCUACAACAACAAAGCUUUCAUGGGCAGGUUCUACCAGUGGGAGCCGUUCACGGAUGUCAGGAGACACCAGGAGUGUGAGUUAAACUGCCGAGCCGUGGGCUUCCGUUUCUAUGUGCGACAGGCAGAGCAAGUGAUUGACGGGACACCGUGUCACUAUAACGCAACAUCUCUCUGUGUCGCAGGACUGUGCAAGAACGUUGGCUGUGACGAAUACCUGGGCUCUGACAAAGUAGUGGAUAAAUGCGGAAUGUGUGGAGGGGACAACACGAGUUGCAAGGUUGUAUCUGGUAUCUUCAAAGACAGCCUGUCAAGUGUCGGAUAUCACAAAAUCAUAGAGAUCCCCGAAGGAGCAACAAAAAUCAAUGUAACUGAAAUGGCAAAGAGCAGGAAUUACCUGGCCCUGCGAUGUCGGUCUGGACGAUCUGUCAUCAACGGCAACUGGGCCAUCGAUCGUCCUGGCAAAUAUGAAGGUGGAGGCACCAUGUUCACUUACAAAAGACCCAAUGAGAUCAGGAGCACUGCAGGAGAAUCCUUUUCUGCCGAGGGACCAACAAAUGAAGCCCUGGAUGUUUUUAUGAUCUAUCAACAAUCCAAUCCUGGUGUUCAAUAUGAGUACAUCCUUCCCAAUGUUAAUGUGGUCAGCCCUUUGCUACCUCCCAGCAUAAGACCUGGAGAACCGUUGAACGGCCAAUUGGAUGUCACAGAGAACUAUCCAGGUUAUGAGAAUGGACAUUUCCAGCCUGGAAGAGGUCCUCCCCCAGAGCAACCAACUCGCCGAGAAUACAACUGGAAACAGGUUGGGACAACGGAAUGUUCGGCAACUUGCGGCAGAGGCUCGCGUUACACAGUCUUUCGCUGUGUGAACAGAAACAGCCACCAGGAGGUUUCAGAUGGUCUGUGUGACGCUAGUAUGAAGCCAAGCUCUGAAGAAGAGGCCUGUAACAUCAAUGCCUGUCCAGCCUUUUGGGACAUUGGCGAAUGGUCGGAGUGCAGUAAAACCUGCGGCCUGGGGAUGCAGCACCGGCAGAUUCUUUGCCGACAGGUCUAUGCAAACCGCACCAUAGCCGUGCAGCCACAUCGCUGCCAACACCUGGAGAAACCGGAAACCACCACCACCUGUCAAAUGAAGAUCUGCAGCGAGUGGCAGAUUAGGUCAGAAUGGAGCUCAUGCUCGGUACCUUGUGGAAUUGGCCAGAGAAGCAGAGACGUGAAGUGUGUGAGCAAUCUGGGUGAUAUCGUGGACGAUGAGGAGUGCAAUAUGAAACUACGGCCCGAUGACUUUGAAAACUGUGACAUGGGAACGUGUGCUAAGAGCUGGUUCUUCAGUGAUUGGAGUGACCGGUGUUCAGCAGAAUGUGGAGAAGGAGUAAGAACCAGGAACAUCAUCUGUCUGACUAAUCACAUCAGCAGUCUGCCGUUGGAAGGUUGUGGGAAUGAGCGCCCUCCAGACACACAGGCCUGUAACUCUGCCUCGUGUGAGAGUCAUACGGAGUGGUACACAGGACGCUGGAGCCAGUGUUCUGCUGAAUGUGGCAGAGGAACUGAGCAUCGGGAUGUGACAUGCAUCAGGAAAACAGAAGGGAUAUUUACUGUAGUGGAUUCCUUUGAAUGUGCUUCUCAAGACAGGCCUCCUUCUCGGCAAUCAUGCUUCCUCAAGGCAUGUGGCACUAAAUGGUUUUAUACUGAAUGGAGCACAUGUUCCAAGUCUUGUGAAGGAGGGUUCAGAGUGCGUGAAGUGCGUUGUCUGACAGAUGAUAUGAUUCCUAGGGACCAUUGUGAUCACAAUCAGAAACCAGAGGAGCAUCAGAGCUGCAACAAUGAGCCCUGUGUCCCAGAAAUAGACGAGAACUGCAAAGAUAAAUAUUACAACUGCAAUGUGGUGGUGCAGGCCCGGCUCUGCGUGUACUCUUACUACAAGACGGUUUGCUGUGCUUCCUGUACCAGAGGGGCACGAAGAUCACCAGGGUUUGUGGGUCACAGAUAACGACCACUUGCUGCCAUGAUGCUUAAUGAAGAGAAUGGUAUAUUGCAGAGAUCAGGAGUCUAUAAGGACAAAUAGAACUCUUUUAUCAACUCCCAACUGCUUCUGACAAAAGCAAAUAUUGCUACCGAGACUUUGCAGCAAUAGCGUUCUAGAUGACAUCUUCAGAGUUAAAGAACGGGGCCAUUUUAAAUGCUUUUCCUAGCAAGGUGCAGUCCCCUUGUAACUAGGCCUAACACAGAGUUCUUGUUCUACAAUAUCCUGGAGAAGCAUGCUGAAUUCAAUGGACCGUGGGCCACUAUAGUGUUACUGAAACAAUUUGAGUUUUUCGACGAGUGGACUAAAGAUGAAGAAAUGAGCAAGCAAUUCUAUCUUAUAACUCAACGAAACCGUCAUUUCCCCACAUUCCUGUUGGGUUCAUUAAGACUGAACAUUAGUCAAACGUUGAAUUUCUGAAACGCGCAUUGCUUUCCUCUAGAAAAGGAACUUGAUUUGCAGCUUAAUGGUUCCAAUUCGGGAGAAGAGCACUUCUUACAUUGAAAGGUUUCUGAGGUGCGGUGAA
Messenger RNA from Callorhinchus milii (elephant shark), 3395 nucleotides. RefSeq names its product thrombospondin type-1 domain-containing protein 4. The coding region runs from base 23 to 2836 and encodes 937 amino acids. Gene Ontology annotation, cellular component: extracellular matrix. Gene Ontology annotation, biological process: extracellular matrix organization. The record is from RefSeq and is a predicted model, not a curated record. Lineage: Eukaryota; Metazoa; Chordata; Chondrichthyes; Chimaeriformes; Callorhinchidae. Gene Ontology annotation, molecular function: metalloendopeptidase activity. The transcript has 17 exons.